AUGGGUUUUCUAGCCAUUGUGCGGGCGUAUUUCCGCGUCGAUUCGAGCGCAUACAUACUGCCGACCGAGCUUGGGACGCUGGUAGAAAUUCGCGCCGGUGCGCGUCCAGGCGUGCUCGAUGGGCAUCCGCCGCUCCGCCAUGCGGAGCAGCCUGUGGAAAAGAUCCCACGCGUCAUCCACCAGACGUGGAAGACGGAGGAGCUUCCGCCGCGCUGGAAAGAGGUGCGGGAGGCGUGCGCGGCCAUGAUGCCCGACUAUCAGUACAUGCUCUGGACCGAUGUGAGCUCGCGCGAAUUCAUCGCGCGUGAAUACCCAUGGUUCCUUGACACAUUUGAUUCAUACCCCUACAAUAUCCAGCGUGCCGAUGCGAUCCGGUACUUUGUGCUGCACAAAUACGGCGGAGUGUACAUGGACCUGGACAUUGGGUGCAGGCGGCGCCUUGAUUCGCUGCUGCGCUUCGAGGUCAUCGUGCCCAAGACGAUCCCGGUGGGCGUCAGCAACGAUCUGAUAUUCUCCGUGCCGCGGCAUCCGUACAUGGAGUCGCUAAUCUACUCCCUCAAGAGCUUUCACCACCACUACCUGACCCACUAUGCCACCGUCAUGUUCUCGACGGGGCCCAUGUUUGUCUCGGCCAUGUACCGCCAGUUCGUCAACGGCCAUACUGCGGCGGCGCCUUCGACGCCGUCGCAGCCGGGCCGCGGCUUCAGCGGCGUGCGGGUGCUCCCGAAGUCGCUGUAUGGCAAGAACCUCGAUGAGGACGAGGCGCCCGACUCGUUCUUCCUGCACAUGUACGGCAGCUCAUGGCAUGCCAACGAUGCGGGCUUCCUCAUCUUCCUGCGCAAGUACGGCUACGCGCUGAUCACGCUCGGCGUGCUACUCGUGCUUGUGGGCGCACGACGUACAUGCAUGUCGGCCGCGACGACCGCGGCACAUGCGCUCAUGCCGCUCCUCGCGCGUGCCAGACCGGCGCCAAGUGCUCCCACUGGCCAAGAAGAGGAAUGGAUCCGCCUCACGGACCCGGACGGCAGGCCUGUCGCGGUGUCGCCGCGGAAAGGUCGCCCAGUGCCUUUGGUCUCUUUCUCGUCCCCGCCGUCCAACGAGGCGGGCGCUAUGCGCGCGGCCAGCGCCGCGCAGCCUGCACAGAUGACACCACUUAGUGUGCCGCUGAUCCGGCGGUCAUCGUCGCCCCUGCCGGACUAUUGCCUGCCGGAGCCCGACUCGCUACCGGACCUGCCGACGCAGGCGGAUGGGUCGUCCGGCACGGCGCCCCGUACGUCGCGACUGCGCGGCCUGUCCGAACGGACGCUAUCGAUGGGCUCGAUGCUCUCGCUCGUUCCACCGUCGCUGCGGCGAUCCGCGCCGGAGCAGCUGCGCCUGGCGCCCUCCGAGUCGCUGACGAGUGUCGGCGUCGAAGGAGGGCAGACGCGGCCGUCGGCCCCUGGUGCUGCAGGCGACGAGUACAGCGCUGAAUGGCAGAAUCUGCUGAAUCGCUGGGACGGGCAGCACGCUUCGUCACCGUACUUGUCGCCGACGUCGCCCCACUUCCCGACGGCGACGCUCAUUGAGGCGAGUGAUGCGCCGACGAUCGGGCCGCCCACCGCGGGCCUCAUGCGGCGCUCCCAGCUGGUCGAUGUGCACCGAGCGAUGACGCCCGCACUGACGGCGCCGUCUGCGGACGCCGAGCCGCGUCAUGAUACGCACUUAGCGCCUGUAUAG
Molecule: messenger RNA, 1716 nt
Organism: Malassezia sympodialis ATCC 42132
Lineage: Eukaryota; Fungi; Basidiomycota; Malasseziomycetes; Malasseziales; Malasseziaceae
Product: glycosyltransferase family 32 protein
Biological process (GO): mannosyl-inositol phosphorylceramide biosynthetic process
Molecular function (GO): mannosyltransferase activity
Source: RefSeq, a predicted model, not a curated record